This is a messenger RNA of Oryza brachyantha (malo sina), 2231 nucleotides long. Its product is annotated as protein NRT1/ PTR FAMILY 4.5-like. Gene Ontology annotation, molecular function: transmembrane transporter activity. NCBI's taxonomy places the organism in Eukaryota, Viridiplantae, Streptophyta, Magnoliopsida, Poales, Poaceae. Gene Ontology annotation, cellular component: membrane. The record is from RefSeq and is a predicted model, not a curated record. The coding region runs from base 513 to 2168 and encodes 551 amino acids. Gene Ontology annotation, biological process: transmembrane transport. The transcript is spliced from 5 exons.
GAUGGGCGGCUCGUCGGGGCUGGUGGACUGGAGGGGGAGGCCGGUGGACACCAAGAGGCAUGGAGGUGUCAGGGCAUCCAUCUUCAUCCACGGGGUGUCUAGCUUCUAGAAUGCACACCUCUAUUAGUCAACGAAGAUGAGGAGGUGAUUUAUUUGUUUGGCUUUUUUAGAAAAAACCAAAUAAUAUAUUUGUAAAUGAAAAAUAAUUUGUGAAUAAAAGUUUUAUAUAGGUAUGCUAGCUUAGUGAUCUAAAACCCAAGGCUGAAAAAAGCUGCUAAGAUCAACUCUAAAUUUAAGAUCGAAGAUUGAAAUUUUGGCUUAUAAGUACGAACAAAAGCGAAAAUAUGUCGGGUAAGAUUGUUUUAUGCUUGAUCAAUCGCCUUGGUAAUACGAUGCAAGUCUUGUUGUUGUUGUUCAUCAUUAAUUUUUCUGGCAUGUGAAUAUAUCUGGAGCGAAAUGGGGAGACACACACAUAUGUACGUAAUGGAUGGGAAACAAACAAAAACAAAUGAAUGCAUGCAGCGAUGGUGUUGCUGAGCAACUCGGCGAACAUCGCCAACAUAAUGAACCUGGUGAGCUACCUGAGGGGGCCGAUGCGCAUGGGCGUGGCGGAGGCGUCGACGACGUCCAGCAACUACUUCGCGGCGCUGCAGAUGUUCUCCAUCCCCGCCGCCUUCCUCGCCGACUCCUACCUCAGGCGCUUCUACGCCGUCCUCCUCUUCACCCCCAUCGAGAUUUUGGGCUACAUCCUGCUCGCAGUCCAGGCGUCCACCCCGUCGCUGCACCCGCCGGCGUGCAGCAGCAGCGGCGGCGGCGGCGGCGGCUGCGAGCCGGUGCGGGGCGCCAAGCUGAGCCUGCUGCUGCUGGGGCUGUACCUGGUCCCCAUCGGCGACGGCGCGGCGAGGGCGUGCCUGCCGGCGCUGGGCGGGGACCAGUUCGACCCGGCCGACCCCGACGAGCAGCGGCAGGAGGCGAGCUUCUACAACUGGUACACCUUCGCCGUCUCCGCGGGGGGGUUCGUCGGCCUCGUCUUCAUCGUGUGGCUGCAGAACAGCCAUGGCUGGGGCGUCGGCUUCGCCGUCUGCGCCGCCUUCGUCACCGUCGGUCUGCUGCUCUGGGCCGCCGCCUUCCCGCUCUACCGGAACCAGCUCCCCACGGGGAGCCCCCUCACAAGAAUCCUGCAGGUUUUCGUUGCAGCAUUCAAGAAAAGAAACGUAAGGUUACCGGAGAACCCCAGCGAACUAAAGCAAAUCAGCCAAGAUGAUGAUGCCAACGUCCUUGAAGUUCUCCCCAAAACAGAGGGAUUUCGGUGCCUGGAGAAAGCGGCAGUGGAGACCGGAGACGACGCCGGCGGCGCGUGGUCGCUGUGCAGCGUGACGCAGGUGGAGGAGACCAAGAUCGUGCUGCGCAUGGCGCCCAUCUUCGCCGCCGCCAUCCUCAGCUACAUCCCGGUGCCGCUCAUCCUCACCCUCACCGUGCAGCAGGGCAACACCAUGGACACCAGGCUCGGCUCCGUCCACAUCUCGCCGGCGACGCUCUUCCUCAUCCCGACCGUCUUCCAGAUGGCCACGCUCGUCGUCUACGACCGCGUCGUGGUGCCGCCGCUGCGCCGGCUGACGGGCUACGUCGGCGGGGUCACCCACCUCCAGCGGAUCGGCGUCGGCUUCGUGGCCGCCGCGCUGGCCACCACCGUAGCCGCGGUGGUGGAGACAAGGAGGAAGGCCGCCGGCGCCCCGAUGUCCGUGUUCUGGCUGACGCCGCAGUUCUUCCUCCUCGGCAUCGUGGACGUCACCUCCUUCGUGGGGCUCCUCGAGUUCUUCUGCAGCGAGGCGUCCAUGGGGAUGAAGUCCAUCGGCAGCUCCAUCUUCUACUGCAUCCUCGGCGUGUCGGCGUGGCUCGGCAGCCUGCUCAUCCAGGUCACCAACCGCGUCACGCGGCGUGCCGGCGACGGCGGCGGGGGCGGGGGGUGGCUGGACGGGGCCAACCUGAACGACGGCAAGCUCGACCGGUUCUACGGCCUCCUCUGCGUCAUCGAGGUGGUGGCGAUGGUGAUCUACGUGUUCUUGGCGAGGAGGUAUGUGUACAGGAAUAACCAGAGAGUGGUGGCACAAGGAGAGAGCAAGGGUAGUAAUAACACCCAAAAUGGAUUGGAUGUGAUCCAGCCAUGAAUAUUUUGUGUCUAUGUUCACCUUGUGUACCAAUACACUGCUAAUAAAUAUAUUGUUCCUAUA